Molecule: messenger RNA, 11637 nt
Organism: Dromiciops gliroides (monito del monte)
Lineage: Eukaryota; Metazoa; Chordata; Mammalia; Microbiotheria; Microbiotheriidae
Gene: MYPN
Product: myopalladin
Exons: 22
Coding region: 421-4311 (1296 amino acids)
Source: RefSeq, a predicted model, not a curated record
CAGUGCUUUAUCCACUGCGCCACCUAGCUGCCCAGGAAUGCUUUCUUGAUGAAGCUAAACAGUUAGACUUGGAUCGCUAAACGUGCCAUUUGGAAAAGGGAAGGUACUGCCACCAAAAGAGGUGGAAUGUUUCACAGGCACAUGGUUUAUACAGCUCAAAAUAACUUGGGACCUGCGAACUGACAAAUGCUCUGGCUUCGGUGGUGACAGGUUGUCCAGCUUCUUGCAGCCAUCUUCACUGAAACGAAGGUUGUUAACUCCUCGCUCUCUGUGGACGGCUACUUUCUGUGUCCAAGGACACAGGACAUCCCAUGUUCCUCCUGUCCUUUCAUCUUCAAGUCCUCCUGGAUAAUUGGCAUCGCUUUGAAACACCAGGGCUAGAGAUUCUCAUCUGGGCCAAUUAAGAAAAAAGCAAGCAGCAUGCAAGACGACAACAUAGAAGCAUCAACUUCCAUAUCUCAGCUUCUAAGGGAAAGUUAUUUAGCUGAAACCAGGCAUCGGGGAAACAUUGAGAGGAGUCGUGCAGAGUCUACCCCCAAUCCUUUCCACCUUGGUAGUCUUGCUGGAGCUGCUGGAGGGGGAGGAGGUCAAGAUGACCUUCCAGAUCUUUCUGCCUUCCUGAGCCAAGAAGAAUUAGAUGAAAGUGUCCAUCUCGCAAGGCUGGCCAUCAAUCAAGACUCUGUGGAGAGCAAAGCUGAUGAUUCCCAGUCUAGAAAACAUCUUUCUUCUGAUCCGGUGAAGAAUUCAACUAAAUCAAGUUCUGACCCUAAAUUCUACCCGUAUCGCCCUGACACUCAAGCCAACUCCAAAGAAAGCACUCAAGAGACAAAGAAGCCGCAGUAUAGUUCCGAAACCCAGUCCAAAAAGGUAUUCCUAAACAAGGCUGCUGAUUUCAUUGAAGAGCUAUCUUCCCUGUUCAAAGCCCACAGCUCCAAAAGAAUCAGGCCCCGCACCUGCAAAAACCACAAAAGCAAGCUGGAUUCUCAAAGCAAAGUUCCACAGGAAAACAGUGCCAGUUUUUCUGGUCUAUCCGAAAGACGAGAAAGAUCUUCUAUUCCCAUUCCCAUUCCUCAGGACACCCAAGAUAAUGAAGUGAAUCAUGCCCUCGAACAGCAGGAAGCUGAGAGACUACAGGAAAUUGAGCGAGUUGCCAAUGAAACAACCAGUCCUGACGUCACCCCAGAUUCAUCACCUUCAUCUUUGUACUAUGAAGAGCCUCUGGGACAACCACCACGGUUUACCCAGAAGCUCCGGAGCAGAGAAGUCCCAGAAGGAACCAGAGUGCAGUUGGACUGUAUAGUAGUAGGAAUUCCUCCGCCUCAAGUAAGGUGGUACUGUGAAGGGAAGGAGCUGGAAAACUCACCUGACAUUCAAAUCGUCCGGGUGGGAAACCUGCACUCUUUGACCAUCACUGAAGCCUUUGAGGAUGACACAGGGCGUUACUCGUGUUUUGCUUCCAACAUCUAUGGGACAGAUUCAACUUCUGCAGAAAUUUAUAUAGAAGGUGCUUCAUCGUCUGACUCUGACGGGGACAUUAGUAAAGAAGAUAUGAAUCGGGUCCAGAAGCCAAAUGAGGUGCCAUCACCUCCUACUAAUUCUGCAGUCAUCCCCCAGGAAGGAGCAGAAUCACAGCCUAGAGUGGUCCAGCCUAAUGUAUCUACCAUUCAGCAGUGUCAGAGCCCCACAAACUACUUACAAGGACUGGAUGGAAAACCUAUAAUAGCAGCUCCUGUGUUCACAAAGAUGCUGCAAGAUCUAUCAGCCUCUGAGGGUCAACUAGUUGUUUUUGAAUGCAGAGUUAAAGGAGCACCAUCCCCCAAAGUUGAGUGGUACAGAGAAGGGACAUUAAUAGAAGAUUCUCCAGAUUUUCGAAUUUUACAGAAAAAACCACGGUCCAUGGCUGAACCAGAGGAGAUUUGUACGCUGGUCAUUGCAGAAGUGUUCUCAGAAGAUUCUGGGAAUUUCACUUGUACAGCAAGCAACAAGUACGGCACAGUGUCAAGCAUUGCACAGCUGACUGUGAGAGGGACUGAGGACCAUAGCAAUAAUAUGGCUCAUCACACAGCCAAUUCCAUGGGCAACUCAACUGUUGUUGAAAACCAAUCACCCCCACCUAACCCAGAACCCCGUUCCAUGGAACUCCCCAAACCCAAACUUGAAGGGGUUCUGGUGAAUCACAAUGAGCCCAGAUCUAGCUCUAGGAUCGGUCUUCGAGUGCACUUCAAUUUACCUGAAGAUGACAAAGCAAGUGAAGCAUCUACAGAAGAUGGAGCAGUGCUGGACCAGAUCCAAGCUGAUCUUUUAGAGGAUCGGUUCAAUGGGCAGAUAGCAAGGAUACCUGAGCCUUCUUCACCUGUCAAAGAGCCCCCUCCGGUACUAGCUAAACCAAAACUUGAUUCCAGUCAGUUACAACAGCUCCACAACCAGGUGUUACUGGAGCAGCAGCAGCUGCACUUCCCCUCUUCCUCAUCUCCUCUCAAUCUGAGCACAACCAACUCCGCUGCUCCGUGCAAACAGACCAAGGGCCCCCGGCCACAGGCCUUCACCUUCCCGCGGCCCAAACCGUUCUUCCCGUCUCCGAAUCCGCCCGCGUCUGCCCCUCCGGCCAUGCAGAGGACGGCGAGCAAGGAGAGCCUUUUGGGCCCCCACGGCUCAGGGCAGACUAGAGUCCUCGCGGCUUCGACCAACCCAAAUGAGCCGCCCUUGGCCGGCGCCCCGGACCCCGCUCCGCCCCCGCUCGCAUUCGCCGUCUCCAGCGGGAACCACUUCCAGCCCCGCUGUGUGUCCCCAGCUACAGCCGUGUCUCCUACGAGCCGAAUCCAGAACCCGGUGGCCUUCCUCAGUUCCGUGCUGCCUUCGCUCCCGGCCACGCCGGCCACCAACGCCAUGGGCCUCCCGCGGAGCGCGCCCUCUGUGUCAUCCCAGGGAGUGAUAAAGAAAAAUCUAAAGUCUCCUCAGCUAGUGACAGAUGAGCAUAUUCGUGAAAAUAAAGCUACAAUGAUUCAGGACUUGGAAAAAAAAGUGCAUUUCAGUGAUAUCCGAUCAAGCCAGCAGGAGUACAAGAUUUCAAGCUUUGAGCAGAGGCUAAUGAAUGAAAUAGAGUUCCGUUUAGAACGUACCCCUGUGGAUGAAUCCGAUGAGGAAAUCCAGCAUGAUGAAAUCCCUACAGGCAAAUGCAUAGCUCCCAUCUUUGACAAGAGACUCAAGCAUUUCCGGGUCACAGAAGGCUCUCCAGUGACAUUCACCUGCAAAAUUGUUGGGAUACCUGUUCCAAAGGUUUAUUGGUUCAAGGAUGGAAAACAAAUUUCUAAAAGAAACGAACACUGCAAGAUGAAGAGAGGGGGGGAUGGGACAUGUUCUCUGCACAUUGACUCAACCACCAGCAAUGAUGAUGGAAACUACACAAUCAUGGCUGCCAACCCACAGGGGAGAAUUAGCUGUUCUGGACACUUGAUGGUACAGAGUUUGCCCUUGCGUGGUCGACUUACACCAACUCAUUCUCACAGAGGGAGAACCCGGAUGCAGGAGGGAGAUAAAGAACCUUUACAGGAGCGAUUUUUCAGGCCUCAUUUCCUUCAGGCUCCUGGUGACAUGGUUGCUCAUGAGGGCCGGCUCUGUAGACUGGACUGUAAGGUGAGUGGCUUACCACCCCCAGAACUGAUGUGGUUGCUCAAUGGUCAGCCAGUACUGCCAGACAGCACCCACAAGAUGCUGAUUAGAGAGACCGGAGUCCACUCUCUGCUUAUUGACCCUCUUACCCAGAAGGAUGCUGGAACCUACACGUGUGUUGCUACCAACAAAACUGGACAAAAUUCAUUCAGUCUAGAGCUCACGGUAGUAGCCAAAGAAGUGAAGAAAGCACCGGUGUUCCUAGAGAAACUACAGAACAGCGGUGUGCCUGAAGGCCAUCCUGUCCGGCUCGAGUGCCGCGUGGUGGGCAUGCCGCCCCCAGUGUUCUACUGGAAGAAAGACAAUGAGACCAUCCCUUUCACCAGAGAAAGAGUCAGCAUGCACCAAGAUACAACAGGUUAUGUCUGCCUCCUCAUCCAGCCAGCCAAGAAAUCAGAUGCCGGAUGGUACACACUAUCUGCCAAGAAUGAAGCUGGCAUCGUGUCCUGUACUGCCAGGCUGGACAUCUACGCCCAGUGGCACCAACAGAUUCCACAGCCCAUGUCGGUACGACCCAGUGGCAGCCGCUAUGGAUCCCUCACCAGCAAAGGACUUGACAUUUUCUCGGCCUUCUCAUCUAUGGAGAGUACGAUGGUGUUUUCAUGCUCUUCUCAGAGUAUGGUAGAAAGUGAAGAACUUUAAAAACCUCAGGGCUCCUGCUGUGGAGGUGAAGGACUGUUGAGAGAAGAGAAGCCCACUGUCAACAACAUGAAGAGAUAAGCCAAGACCUGGGAGGUUUCCAAGCAACUAGUUUUUAGUAAGUUAUCACACAGCUAGACUUGUUGCAAGGAAUACUCUGAGCAAGUAGACUGGGGAGUCUCCCCGUCACAGCAGAGGAAGAAAGGGAGUGACAAAAGAGAAAUGUGGAGAGACAGGAUAAUUAAACCCAAAACACCACACGGUAGUCUGCCACUACUCUGGGCAAAAGCUACUGCUCUGUCCACCCCAUGCUGUGUUAGAGACGCGUAGUGCUACACAAAAUAUUCUCGGAGGCAAUAAGCUUGUGCGUAUGAGGUAGGCACCCUAGUGCCCCUAGAGUAGGGUUAACUCAUCAGAUUCGGGAGGAGGGAAAGAGGCUGAGAGAUCAGGGCCUAUUCUCUCCAGCCAUGCCAACAGUAGUAAUUUGAGGAGAGCUCACCAAAUCCACUUUGUUAUAGCGUUAUAAAGGAGUAAUGUAGAACAUAUGCACGGAAAGAAACAAGGUCAUCUUUUUCAUCUUGGGCAAAAAAGUGAACUAUACAAUACAUGGCUGAGAAUGAGUAAUGUGUUUAUCAUAGGCCUCCAAAAGUACACAAUGAGGUAUAGUAACAUCAUGUAAUGCACAGACAACCACUUUGUGAUUGGCACUGAUGCCUAUCAUGUUACCUGCUUCAUUUUCUUUCUGUUUCUGAGUUUGACUACUAAAUUAUAGUCACCAAGGACUGAUUUUCCAACAUAUGUCAUAACUAGUUUAUUCCUGAUUUAUUACACCCCUGUAGCAUUGAACUAGUAGAGUACUUUGGUUGAACUAGCCAAAGAGGAACCAUGGAGAAAUGCUGAGAGAUCUCCAACAGCAUUUAAAGAACUACUAACAUAUGUUCCUGCUUCUCAAAUGGGAAGAGGUCAUCUCAUAUUACAGCAACAGCUUAGCGCAUAAAGAAAUCAGAAAAGAAAGACCUCAUCAAAACCUUUUAAAUGUGGAAUUCUAUGAAGAAAGAAGAAAAUAUCAAAUUAAGUAGAGGAGGUUAUGAAAAAUUCUUGGUUUUAAAUUUCUUCACCAGGGCAAUGGGCUGUUAGAAAAAGCAGGCAAUCUCACAUUUUUAACUCCUUUGAGAUCCCUUGCUAAAAUGCGGCAUCUAAGUAGAAACCAUUGCGCUAAGGUAAAAACGAGAAGAGAACUUCUCAUUCAUCAGUUCAGACUCUAUCCUGGUCACGGAUGAAUCUGCAGGGUCAUGAGUUGAUGGUGUCUCUCUGUCCCCAGCCACUUGUCUUCAGGUAAAGUCUCUCGUGUCCUUUUCCCAAGCUUCCCCUGGAGGCCUAGGGAUUCAGGAGCCUGGGGAAAGCUUUUCAUUUGUUGAGCUAUUAGUAUGUGAAGGGCACCAUGAAAAGUACAGAGAUGAACCGAGCAUGAUUCCUGCCCUGAACAGAUGAAGCAGCCACACAGAUGACUGGCAUUCCUCUAGGCACAAGCAGUGAUUGCUGAGUCAGAGAUUCCCAGUGAGGCUCGGUUUGCCCCUUUUCUGACUCUAAAAAUCACUUCAGAAAUGGGUCGUAAGAUGCUCGAUCAUUGAUUGCUAAGGAGUAAUGGUUUUACUUAAGUUAAUCAGAGAAAAUGCUGGACUUUUUAUUUGUCCAAGUAAAACCUCACAGUACAGAUAGUGAUAUUCUGAGACCCUGCAGCAAAAUGGACUACAAAGCCAAUUUUGACCAAAGGAACCCUAUUUCCUCAUUGAGUUCUAUUAUAAAACUUGAAAAGUUUUUGUUAGAAAAAUAUUCAAUAGAAUAAGUUACAAAAUAUUUUUAGUAAUAAGAGGCUAUUAAUGCAUAUGCAUGACUGUACUGACUCCUCCCUCUACACCUCCAUUAGCCUCUCAUACCCCAUUUUUCCUAAACCCCACAAAUUUCCAAGGCUGGAAGAUUCUUGGAUUUCACACUUGAAUCUCUCAGAACUCAGAUUUCCUUCCAUGUCAUUAUUUAUUUGUUUAAUGUCUGUUCAUGAGCUAGAGUGGAAACUGCUUCAGGGAAAGGACUGUUUAGGGAUUUCUCUAUCUUCAGCAUCAUCAAACACAGGCUCUUGCACAUAACCCAUAACUCAUAAAUAUCUGUUAUAUGAAUGAGCCCCCCCUUUUAACUAAUAGAUCUUGCAUUGUGAUCCAGAAUGUAUUUCAACCUGUAGAUCUCUUCCUCAAGUGUGAGGUUUGGGUGUAGGAAAAGCGAAUUAGUGCCCUGUGAGUUUGAGAUUCUGUAAAGAGUUCAUGCAAAAGAUAGAAUAUUAUUAUGAGAAAUUUAGUUCUGGAGAAGGGGGAAGGGGAAACAUAAAUUCCAUGUAAAUCACUGGAUCUCUAAUACAUGGCACUGACUCCAUAGAGAAUCACUUUAUCACCCUGAACCAAGCAAUUUUACUUGACAGAUGUAUCUUAACUACCUACAUAUAUGCCAGGUACAGUGUUUUCUAACUGACUCGAUAGAGUGAAAUAAAGUCAGGACCCUAGGUCUUAAUGCUGAGAUUACUGAAAUGCAGGGUCCCCUGCCUUAUUGCAGCAUUGAGCGAUUGCUGAGUUAAUUACAGUGAAUACUGACAAGGUUGAAAGACUGCUACUGACUUCAAUAAAGCUUCAUUUUUGUUUUUUCAAAAUGGUGCAUAGCAUCUGAAAGAGGCUGGUACAACCAAGCUGGCCUUUUAAGUAAACAUACCGUAGAAAUUCAAUAAUUGUGCUUCUUCCCUAGCACACUAAAGGCUCCUUCUAUAGCCAGUUCUUCUUUAGGCAUCAAAAUCAUAAAUGGGGAGAGUAUAGGUAACUAAAAUUCACAGAUAACCCUCAAAUCUCAUUAUAGCAAAUAGUUCAGACCCCUUUCUUUGAUCUUUCAAAAUCUCCCAAGAGACAAUAAUAUUGAUAGGAGUGCUCAUUCCCCUCUCUGCCUCUGCCUGUCCUUUUGUAGUUACCUAAUGAAAAGGGAAAUAGCCAAAAAGCAGGAGAGGAAGCAAGAGAGCUAGAUUAACCACUCGUAGAACUCUGGGAAAUAUACACAAUUCUCUCUCUUCAAAUACAGUAGGUUUGGUGACAUUGUGUUGUUGUUGUUUUUCAUCAGAACACAUAGCAAGCAUGAGAACUACAAUCCAGUCCCAUGAAAUUAAUUUCCUCAAGCUACUGUCCAAGUCAGACAUGAUGCCAUUUUAGCAAUAUUGGACAAGCAACCAAUGGGACCCCAGUAUAAAAAGUCCCAAAUUUACAAAUGGAUAGUAUUCCAGAAGUUCAUUUAUAAGUCAGUGGUUUUUCAUACAAAAUGCCUUUCCCCCUCCCCCUGCCAAAAAAAAUCAUGUUAAAGUGGUAGUUAAUAUCCCAGACCAGCCUGGCUAACCAGGGAAUCUCAAACCCACAGUUCAAGGCUACUUCAUAGGUUUGCAGCCUUCCAAAUCAUAUUACAAAGCCUUUUGAAGGUGAUACCAGUAUCUCACAUAAAUGUUUUUGUGAUGAGAAGCAGAUAUUUAGAUUAAUAACAGAAAAAGACAAUUAAGUUUGACACCACCGAAUUCACCUCUAGUGUAGCACUCAGAGUAAGUAGUCACUUGAAUUCUGAGCCCUGGUAGCAGGGAGCUUUGUGAUAGAAAAAUAAAAAAGAGAAGUAUACUCUCCCUUCCCUGGGUAGAGAAAAGGCUAAUUCAAGGCAAAGUUUUUAAGUCCAGCUUGUCUUUGGUGCCAUCUCACCUCCCUUUUCAAAAUCCCUCUUCUACCCUCACUAGAGGGCACUAGCCCCUUUCUCUAGUCCCACCAUGCUACCCCCCCAAGACCCCCGAUCAAUUUCCUUACCUCAAGUUCUCCAUGCUACAAUAUCACUUCCCUGCUCUCUCCAGCUCCCAAACCUUAGAACGCCAGCAAUCACAAAACCAAUAGGGUUGCACCUAACCCUUCUCUGAGAGGUCUUAGACCUUUUUAAGAGAGGAUGCUUGCUAACACAAAUGAGUCUCUAAUGAGCAGUAAAGUAUAUCCAUGUUAGGCAAAGUAAGAGAAGGUAUUUUGACCAUCAGAAGUCGGUUCACACAGCUAGUAAGUGUCUGAGGUGGGACUUGAACUCCUGAAGAUGAGUCUUCCAGAUUCUAAGGAUCUAAGUUUGUCACCCCCUAGCCACCUUGUCUUUGUUUAGUAAAUACAAAAGAGCUUCUGAACCCUGACAACCCCACCCCUAGCCUCAUCAGCAUGCCAGCAAAGUUGCUAAUAUUGUGUCUUUAAAAGCAAAAAAAAAAAAAAAUACACAUUUUGAAAAUGUAUUUGCCCCUUAUUUCAGCCUGAUUACAUCAGUGAGCACACUAGGUACCGUAGCAGCAGAGAUGUACUGUUUUUGUUCAUGUGUAAAUAGUGGCCACUUCCUUCUGAGAAAGAAUUGCUGGCCUUGAAAUUGCAAGAAUCAAAAACUCCUGAAUUUCAGUCCUCUGAGAAUUUUGCCAUUGAUGCUUAGACCAACCAUCAAUGUGAAGACUGUGGUAGGCAUUAAAAACCACUCUGAGGAGGGAUCUACAUAUGACCAACAGAACAUUGUGGCUGACCAUUUGAAAAGAAAGGGUUUGCUAUUUAUUAUUUACUAAAUUUUAAAACUUAACAAGAUUAUAAUAAAAUGGAAAUGAAAAAUAUUUUCAUGUUUCAAAUAAAUCUGCAUUUUUCUUUGCAGAAAAUAGCUGGUUUCAAGAUCUAAAGGUUGCCUUGUAAAAAUGAACAGAAUUGGGAUUUGCAAACCUUCAAAUAGCUUUCAAAAAUGAAUCAUGUUCAAGUAAUUACCCAAAUGUGCGUUAUGCAAAUUAUGUUAAUAACUGCAUGGUUCAUCUUGGUCAAGUUAUCUUUGCAAUAGUUAAAGAUCAGGCCAGCUUCUUAUCACUUGAAACUGAAAUCCAAGUCUAGAAUUCCACAAGAAUGAGGAGAAAGCAUCACAUUCUGGGAAGUUGGGUUAAGUCUGCUCUACAUAUCCCACCAAUGAUGAAAGAGGCGAAACAGAAAUGGAGGUUGCAAGAUAGGGUGGCUAAUUUAUACUCAGGAAUAAUGGAGAUAUCAGUGAAGCUGAGUGGAGUUUAAUCCCCUUGAGAAACACUGGUUAGUUCUGUACCAGCAUGGCAAGGUGAAUCACCCUGAAGUACAGGGUUAUUUUAGAGAGAUUCAGUGGACUCCCAACCAGAAUAACCAACUCUUGGCCAUUUCCCCACAGUUACUGUUGUGACAAAUUAGUCAGGUGUCUUGGCAGCCAAAGUGGUGUCGAAUUUUGCUAUUUUAAGCAGUGUAAAGACAAAAUAUUGACCCCCUACAAAAGGUGUGGAGAUAACUUUUAUGCAACUGUGUUUCUCCACAUCAUCCCCACAACAGAUGUAUCCUGAAGAGUUGUGUGUAAAUCAAAUGAGUAUGAAUCAAGUACCAAAACCAUGAUUUCUUUGAAUUACCUAUUGAUUUCGAAGAUCCUUUUAUCCUGUUUUCUCAAUGAUCUUCAAUUGGCAGUGGGAACUCCAUCCCCAACGUCUCUCUCAUUUACUUAACACUGAAAAACACUUAAAUGCACUAGAAAAGUACUAAGAGACAGUAAUUAUGUGGCUGAUAAUCCUCAACCUGAGACAUCUGGCAGUGGUUUAGUUAGUUUAAGGAGCAUCUCAGAGCUCCGGUACUUGAUUUUUUCAGUUUUUGUUGCCUCCUCCCAGUCCCUGCGCCAAAAAGUAAUGAAGCAAGCAUCACAGUAGAAACCCCCCAAAGUGGCAAAUUUAAAAGAAAAAUAGUCAAAAUCUUAAGCAAAUUUCAAAUUAAAAUGCAGAUCAAUUGAGGUGAUUUUCAAAAUUCAAAUGUAUUUUCCUACCCCACCAUUUUUUUUCUUUUGUUAACUUUUUUCCAGGCAAGAUAAACUAUAAAGGUGAAACUUCUAUAUGUAAAAUCAUAACCAAUAAAUCAUUUGGAGAAAAAAAAAAGCCCUCUUCCAAAAAUGCCCUACCUUUUUCUUACAAACAAAUUUCUGUUUUUCCAGAUAAGCCAGGGAAAUUUGUUUAACGACAAGACACUACAGCCUGCCUCAAGGAAGAGUUCAUUUGUCUAAACUCUGCCUCCUGCUUUUUGGGGCCCCUGGUUACUGGCUGUGGAUUUGAUUGAGUUCCCAUAGGAAGACCAAAUGCAGUCCCUGGUUUCUUUUCUGCUGUAGAGCAGGAUAAUUCCAUACACUAUUCUAGACAUAGUCACGAAGAAGCUUUGUUAUGGGUUCUGGUGACUUCUCACUAAGUGACCUCCAUGUUGAAAUCUGGAAUUUGGCACUGAGAAUUACAAACCAAUAUGUGUCCUCAAAGAUUGGUAUCUCAUGGCUUGGUCUCUUCUCAAAAUAUUUUUCAUUCUUUUCAGAUGCUUCCCAAUCUGAUUUUAACCCUAGCAAGUGUAUUUUAUACAUCAGGACUUAGCAAUGUGCUUUUAAAAAGAAAACCAUCCUUUGAAUUCUAGUCCUGAAAGCAGUCAUUUUACUUGCUUCACCCCCAAACCCCCCAAAAGGUGAAAUGUUGUUGAUGUUUCCUUUCCAUCAAGCUACAUGAGCCCACUCCACUUGAACACACUCCAUUCCCCAGAAGGUUCCCAAAUAUGGCAUAUCUCCUUUGGAAGAAGCUGGAACCAAGUAAUUUUCUCAAAUAUUUUGGAUGUUAAAAUCUCAAGGGUGGGGGGGGGAAAGUAUAAGUAACCAUCAUGAAAUGAUUAAAAUACCUUUGUACUGUAUAUUUUGCCUAUGUUGCUGAAAAAAAGAAAUAAUUCUGGUCUCUUUACCUGUUACCUGACAUUGUGCAUGCUGGGUUUUCUGUCAAGCUUGGAGCUACCACCACCUUAGGGCAAAUUGUACCUAUGAGAUGCUACUGACCCCUCUCAGAAGGUUGGGGGGGGCUGUACGUACCCUCAUAGACCAUGUAACUAACAACUAUGCUUGUUGCUAUUAUCUAGACAUGCUUUUUUGAAGUUUUGUUGGUUGGUUUUGUUUUGUUUGGAAACUGCUUUUUAAGCUAUCAUGGAGCAGCUUAGUAACUUUUAAAACACACACUCAAAAAAAUCUUGGGAUCUAUGUUCCGCUCAAACUGAUCAUUUUAAAGCAAUUUAGAAUAUAUGACGGACUGUUUCUUCUUUAAAUAAAGUUUUGCUUAUUGUCAAUUAAUUGGUUUUGAUCCCAGAUUCAUUAUGCAAAAUGAAGGACUUUACAUUAGACUCUUAUUUCAGACUUCCUUCUUGCUACCUAUUGGCUUUCUUUGGCCCUUGAGUAUUCUUUGGAUUUGCCACC